AUGUCCAGUGACACGGCACCACGCGUCAUCGAGGACUACCGCGGCGUCAUCCAGCUCCUCAGCGACGGCACCGUCGUCCGCUCCGACCCCGCCGUCCUCCGGCCGUCCGACGAGCACUUCCCUGACGUCCCGGGCGUCCAGUGGGAGGACGUCGUGUACGACGCCGCGCACGGCCUAAGCCUACGCGUGUACCGGCCGGCCGCGGCCACUGCCGGCGACGCCGCCAGGGCGAAGAAGAAGCUGCCGGUGCUCAUGUACUUCCACAGCGGCGGCUUCUGCCUCGGGACGUUCUCGCAGCCCAACUUCCACACCGGGUGCCUCCGCCUCGCGUCGGAGCUGCCCGCCGUCGUGCUCUCCGUCGACUACCGCCUCGGCCCCGAGCACCGCCUCCCCGCCGCCAUCAACGACGCCGCGGCCGCCCUGUCCUGGCUACGUGACCAGCACGCAACGGUCGUCAGCGUCGCGGGCGCCCAUCACCAUCCCUGGCUCGCCGAGUCGGCCGACUUCACCAGGGUGUUCGUGGCCGGAGAGUCGUCCGGCGCCAACAUGUCCCACCACGUCGCGGUGAGGCACGGGUCCGGCCAGCUCCCGCUCGCCCCGCUGCGCGUCGCCGGGCACGUCCUGUUGACGCCGUUCUUCAGCGGGGUCCAGCGCACCGCGGCUGAGGCCUCGCCGCCGCCAGCCGUCUCGCCGUCGUUCACGACCGAGAUGGCCGACACGAUGUGGCGCCUGUCGCUCCCCGUGGGCGCGACCAGGGACCACCCCGUGACAAACCCGUUCGGCCCCGACAGCCCCGCGCUGGGCACCGUGGUGUUCCCGCGGGUCCUCGUGGUGUCCGCCGGCCGCGACAUCCUCCACGAGCGCGUGCUGCGCUACGCGGCGAGGCUCGAGGAGAUGGAUAAGCCAGUGGAGGUCGCCGUCCUGGAGGGGCAGGAGCACGCCUUCUUCUCCCGCCAGCCGUGGGGCGAGGGGACCAACGAGACGAUCCGAGUCGUGAAGCGCUUUGUUUACAGAGAGAACGCCGCUACUAGUGCGGAAUAG
Messenger RNA from Miscanthus lutarioriparius, 1041 nucleotides. The record is from the annotation of a GenBank genome assembly. NCBI's taxonomy places the organism in Eukaryota, Viridiplantae, Streptophyta, Magnoliopsida, Poales, Poaceae.